This is a messenger RNA of Fulmarus glacialis (Northern fulmar), 856 nucleotides long. RefSeq names its product syntaxin 6 (gene STX6). Gene Ontology annotation, biological process: Golgi vesicle transport; intracellular protein transport. The transcript is spliced from 7 exons. The record is from RefSeq and is a predicted model, not a curated record. The annotation marks the transcript as partial. Gene Ontology annotation, molecular function: SNAP receptor activity. Gene Ontology annotation, cellular component: membrane. Lineage: Eukaryota; Metazoa; Chordata; Aves; Procellariiformes; Procellariidae.
GGAGGUGCAGAAAGCCGUGAACACCGCCCAGGGGCUCUUCCAGAGGUGGACGGAGCUCUUGCAAGAUCCCUCCAUCGCCACAAGAGAAGAAAUCGACUGGACCACUAAUGAGCUCAGGAAUAACCUGCGGAGCAUUGAGUGGGACCUGGAAGACUUGGAUGAAACAAUUAGCAUUGUUGAGGCAAACCCGCGGAAAUUCAACCUCGAUGCGACAGAGCUGGGUAUCAGGAAAGCCUUCAUCACGAGCACGCGGCAGGUGGUCAGGGAAAUGAAGGAUCAGAUGUCAAACUCCUCCAUGCAAGCACUGGCUGAAAGAAAAAACAGACAGGCGCUCCUGGGAGAAAGUGGGAGUCAGAGUUGGAGCUCUGGACCUGACAAAUACAGCCAUCUGGACCGGGAGCUGCAAUUAGCAAAUUCACACUUCAUCGAGGAGCAGCAAGCUCAACAACAGUUGAUUGUGGAGCAGCAAGAUGAGCAGUUGGAGCUGGUCUCUGGCAGCAUCGGGGUGCUGAAGAACAUGUCCCAGCGCAUUGGCGGGGAGCUGGAGGAGCAAGCAGUGAUGCUGGAUGACUUCUCCCACGAGUUAGACAGCACUCAGUCGCGGCUUGAUAACGUCAUGAAGAAGCUUGCCAAAGUGUCUCACAUGACGAGCGAUCGACGGCAGUGGUGUGCAAUUAUCGUCCUCUUCGUCAUCUUGCUGGUGGUGCUCAUCCUGUUUUUCGUCCUGUGAUGGACUGAACUUCCUCAGACGCCCCCUCCCCACCCCCUUGCCCCUGUAGCACGGGGAAAUGAAACUCUCACCAUUUCCGUCCGCCCACAGAGAUCCCCGGCAAGAAAACCCGAAGCCAGCUCUCAC